CCUCCGCCAACAUCCCGCCCUACACCCCCAUGAAAUCCCUCGGCCACGAACUCGGCAUCCUCUUCGGGUUCCUGGUCGCGUGCUUCGUCGUGAUGGCCGUGUAUGUCCACAUCUGGAACGCCAUCGAACGCCGCGAAGCCCACCGCGACAAACUCCGCCACCAGAUGCUGGACACCCGGCGCGUGGACCCGCGCCUGCACGAGCAGCGCCUGCACCCGGACUACCGGCCCAUGGGCACCUCGACUACCAUCACGGCCGGGUCGACGACGGUCCUCGGUGGGGGGAGCAGUGUCGCGGGUGGCUAUGGUGGUGGUUAUGCCGGUGGAGGCGCAGGUGCAGGGACAUCGACCCCGACCACCGCGACCGGAACGGCAUCUGGCUCGGCGAUCGGGAUCGAGAAGAUCAUUGAGAAGCGGGCGGAGUUGGCGGGACUGCACCAUCACCAGCAGCACCAGCACCAGCACCAGCGGAUACCUUCACAGGAGGAGAUCGGGGUGGCGGUUACGACGCCUAGUGCGGAAUACGAUGUGAAAGGCGACGUGAAAGAGAAAUGGCCGGGGAGGAAAGCGUCCUCUGCCUUUGGGUUGGAAUUGGGAAUAGGGAAACGGCAUUUGAGUUUGAGGUCGCAUCCGGUUGGGGGGGAUUCCGGGGCUGGAAGUGAGGUGAAGAGGGCGGGGAGUAUGGGAGUGGGAGUGGGCGUGGGAGUGGGAGGGUCUUCCCCGGUGGAGGGGCGGACGGGCAGUAGUAGUGGGCAGCG
Aspergillus aculeatus ATCC 16872 is the source of this 757-nucleotide messenger RNA. RefSeq lists its product as uncharacterized. NCBI's taxonomy places the organism in Eukaryota, Fungi, Ascomycota, Eurotiomycetes, Eurotiales, Aspergillaceae. The transcript has 2 exons. The record is from RefSeq and is a predicted model, not a curated record. The annotation marks the transcript as partial.